Molecule: messenger RNA, 1504 nt
Organism: Caenorhabditis elegans
Lineage: Eukaryota; Metazoa; Nematoda; Chromadorea; Rhabditida; Rhabditidae
Gene: acl-14
Product: Phospholipid/glycerol acyltransferase domain-containing protein
Exons: 7
Coding region: 36-1283 (415 amino acids)
Molecular function (GO): acyltransferase activity
Source: RefSeq, marked reviewed
UUCGAGAAGAAAUCAACAACACAAACAACAAACCAAUGUGCGACGAGCAAACGCAAAAAUUGCUCGAUUUGGCCAAUGGGCAGCGACCACCCGGAAGUCGCCUUGUCAUCGAGCAAGGCAGCUUUGCAAGUCGAUUAUGGUGGCUCGUCAAAGCUCCGUUCAGGACUCUCAUGUGUUUGUCCUUGGUAACAAUUUUCUUCGCAACGUACUUUGGAUUUAUGCUCCCCGUUAUGUGGGCACGUACAGUGUGGCCACGCUUGUACUGGUUCGUUGAAGGAAAACUCUACAGAUGGCUUCAAUCAUUUAUUGCCUACUGGGGUUAUACAGCUGGAUAUGACGUUUACGAGUAUGGAGAUGAUGUUACAACUUACUACAGAGAUGAACGAGUUUUAAUGAUGUGCAAUCAUCAAAGUACUGCUGAUGUGCCAACACUGAUGACAGUUCUUCAAAAUAAGGGGGUUGCAAGUAGAAAGACUCUUUGGUUGAUGGAUGUAAUGUUCCGUUGGACUCCAUUUGGAAUUAUUGGAAAUAACCAUGGAGAUUAUUUCAUUCAACAAGGAAAAGCGACACGUGACAAGGAACUUAUAAGACUGAAGAAGCAUUUGCACGACGUUUUCUGGGAUCGUGAUCGUCGAUGGGUUAUUCUUUUCCCAGAAGGUGGAUUCUACUACAAACGAGUUGAAAGCAGCCAGAGCUACGGUAAAAAGAAUGGUUUCCCACAUCUUCUCUACACAACACUUCCUCGCAUGGGAGCAGUUCAGGCUAUUCUUGAGGAGGUUGGACCCAGAACAGAAGAUUCUGAUGAGCCGAGAGAGCGUAGUAAUAGUAAAUUGAAACUCUUGCAAGACACUGUUGGUGCAAUUCGUGAGAAGAAAUAUGUUAAAGAUACUCGUCCACCAAUCAAAUAUGUUCUUGACGUGACUAUCGCCUAUCCAAACGGAAUUCCACUUUCUCUUGCAACAUUCGGUUUAGGAACUCGUGAGAAAUGUGACAUUGCCGUGAAUUAUAAAAUCUACGAUGCGGCUGAGGUUCCAUUCGAAGACGAAGAAAAACUUCGAGAUUGGAUGUAUGAGGUUUACAAAGAGAAAGACGAAAUGCUAGCUCGAUACUACUCAACGGGAGAAUUCAAUCCAGGAGAGAAAGGGACACGAAUAGCAUUCUCAUGGGCCAAGAUUAUCGGAAUGUACGGUUUCUGGUUCGGAUCAUUCUAUGCUCAAUACAAUGUAUAUUCAUAUCUUAUUACAUCAAUUGCUAAGUUCCUUCUAUUCCCGUUCUCAUCAUAAUUUCCUUUACUUGUCCCUUCCUCUCUAUCAUUAUAAUUCAAAACUAUUUUGAUCUCUAUUGACUGUUUAUUUCGCCCCGUUCAAUUUUCAAUCCUGCUUUACAAGUUGAUAGUUUUCUUUUCAUUACGGCUAGGUUUUUUCUAUCCCACCAUUUUCCUUAAUCUAUUCUUCUGGUAAACUUGGUUGUUAUUAUCACAAAACGAAUUGAUUAAACACUCGAA